GUUGGGCUUUUUAGGAAUGGAAAAAGUUCGAGUUAACGUUAUUCUUGUUUGGUUUUUAGCUGUUUAUACUUGCUACGCAUUUGGAACAGCGCCAUUGAGGUUGCUAUACAAAACAUCCACUCCGUCAUUAGUGCAAGGUAUUUUACAGAUCUAUUACAAUGGUACAUGGGGAACAAUAUGUUUUUACUACUGGGGCAUGAAAGAAACAAACAUCGCUUGUAAACAGCUUGGGUACGUGAGUGCAGCGAAGUCCAAGUACUUAGGACGAGGAUCUCAGGCUGGUCCAAUUUGGCUUGAUGGUGUAGAUUGUAAUGGUGAUGAAUCAUCCCUGGAUCAGUGCCAACACCGAGGAUGGGGUAAACAUAACUGCUUACACAGAGGGAAAGUUGGUGUUGUGUGCUAUGCAGGAACAGCGCCAUUGAGGUUACGGAGUAAAACAUUCUCUCCGUCAUUAGUUCAAGGUGUUUUACAGAUCUAUCACAAUGGUCAAUGGGGAACAAUAUGUAAUCGCACAUGGAAAAUGCCUCAUACAAGCGUGGCAUGUAAACAACUUGGAUUUAAAGAUGCAAAGAGCUUUAAGUACUUAGGACAAGGAUCUGGUCCAAUUUGGCUUGAUAAUGUAAAUUGUAACGGUAAAGAAUCGUCCCUACACCAGUGCCAACACCGAGGAUGGGGUGUUCAUGGCUGCAAUCAUAGUCAUGAUGUUGGUAUCGUGUGUAAUACAGGAACAGCGCCGCCAUUGAGGUUGCUACGUAAAACAUCUUCACAGUCAUUAGUCCAAGGUGUUCUACAGAUUUAUUACAAUGGAAAGUGGGGAACAAUAUGUGAUGAUAGGUGGGAGUCAACUGAAACAAAUGUAGCUUGUAAACAGCUUGGAUAUGAGAGAGCAGUCAGGUCUAGGCACUUAGGACAAGGACCUGAUCCAAUUUGGCUUGGUGGAAGUGUAGAUUGUAACGGCGGUGAAUCGUCAUUAAAUCAGUGCGAUCACUUAGGAUGGGGUAAACAAUACUGCAAUCACAGCCAGGAUGUUGGUAUCGUGUGCUAUACAGGUCCUCCUGUCAAAGUUCGACUGAUUGGUGAUGUGCCUAAUGCUGGUCGAGUUCAAUUGUUGUACAAAGGUGUCUGGAAAAACCUCUGCGGCUCGAGUUGGGAUUCAUCAGCUGCUAAAGUCAUUUGCCGAAUGGCUGGUUAUCCUGAUGGUCAUGCUGUAAGAAUGCGUUACUAUAAAGGAUCUGGAGAUGUUUGGCUGUCCAGCUAUAGCUGCAAUGGUUUUGAACCCUAUAUUGAAUCAUGCUUGAACCUUAACUGGAGAAAAGCGACUUGUCCAGAUAACAACCUAGCUGGAGUUGUUUGUAAAUCAGGAUCACCGAAUGUUGCAUAUCGACUUGUUGAUGGACCAGUUCCUCAUGCAGGAAGACUGGAAAUGCGCUACUAUGGUUCAUGGAGACCAGUUUACCUUGAAAAUGGUCCGCGGCUGAAUGAUGCUCACGUAAUAUGUCGUAUGAUGGGGUACAAUCAAGCUAUUAUUGCCUUCAUAAACAUCCAAGAAAGGAGAAGCUAUGAUGUUGACAUGCGCUGUCGUGGUUUUGAGAAUACAACGGAAGAGUGUGGAGCUGACGUCAGCUCUUCAAGUUUUCGGGAAGAAGGAACUAUCUGGAUAGUUUGCAAACCACAUACAGGAUCUAGACUUGCUGUUCGUUUGAUGGACGGCGUCUCUCUGAACGAAGGCCGUGUGGAAAUUGGCUCUGCAGGGGUCUGGGGAACAGUUAUGAACAUGAAUAUACCUUGGAGACGCUUCCGGCGAUGGAGCUUGACAGCUGCUAAAAUAGUUUGUCGUAUGUUGAGAUACCGCAGUGCAUCAUGGACUGGACGAGCUAAUGUGUCUGGAAAUGGUUUAACGACAUCUUACUAUUGCAAAGGCUACGAAAGAUCACUCGACCACUGUGAAUAUUAUUUCGACUAUCAUGAUUACUUCUUCCGGAAAUACUAUGAUGUACAUUUAAUACGUGACCGUGCAGUUCGGUGUUCUAGUCAUCAAGAACGCGUGACAUUACAGAUACGACUAGAAAACGACACCACGUCCCAUUCUGGUCGAGUUGGUGUUCGCUAUGGUAAUUCAUGGAGUACUCUAUGUUACGAGGGACUUGACUACCCCGAUGUGAAAGUGAUAUGUCGAAUGCUUGGAUAUGUGAACGUUGUUGAUGUUUACGCUGUUUGGAUACCAAGCUCUGCUAAUGGUCGUGUCUGGCUUAGUGGUGUUGAGUGUAAUGGAACUGAAGCUUCAAUACUGAAUUGCAGUCGCACAGGAUGGUGGCAGACGACUUGUGACUUUGACGCUGUGAUCACAUGCAAGACACAAGGUAAAACAGCUGUUGAAAUCCGUCUGGAAACCGGUACCGCACCUCAUUCUGGUCUAGUUGGUAUUCGCUAUGCUAAGACAUGGGGCACUCUAUGUAACAAAGGACUGGGUACGAACGAUGGUAAAGUCAUAUGUCGCAUGCUUGGCUAUGAUGGAGUAAGUCACAUGUUCACGAUUCCUGGAAAUGGUACUAUUUGGCUCAGUGACCUUGAAUGCAACGGAGAAGAAGAUUCAAUUGUUGACUGUAGACAUUCAGGUUGGUGGCAGACAAGCAAUUGUACACAUGACCAGGACGCUUCCGUCACGUGCAAGUUAGCGGAUGCUCCUCACUUUCAAAUCAGCUCAAGUAACGACAUCACAGAUUCUGCAGUGAUUCUAAACCUCGCCAAAGCUGCUACGCCAUUGGACGAACGAUUGAAAAGCACAUAUCAAUUUGUAGUGGAAAAGGGUCUAGAGAUACCAUCACCUACAACUUCUUGCACCAAUGCUUCCUUGGAGACAUGUUCUACCAUCACCAAGACAGUGUUUAAUGAUUCCUACAUCGCUGCAGAGGUUCCAGCCAGUCCAAAUGAUGCUAGUAGUUUCACUAUCGGUGAUAGUCUCUAUUACCAUGGUUAUCAUAAUGUACCAUUAGAACCCGGAUGUGUGUACAGGGUUCACGUGAGGAUCGUUACCAUAGCAAUGGAUGGGAAAAAGAUUUUUGGAAAAUCAAGCUUUGUGAGGUUUGCAACAACUUCAUUUUCAGCGGAAAAUCCUCCAGAAUUUCAAAUAAGCGACAGCAGAUCCAUCCAACAGAAAUCCGCAAAAAUCACCUUUCUUCGCAAAAAGCAGAGGAAGCCAAUAUCUCAUAACCGUUGGUAUCAUGUUACCGUCGAUAAGACAGACGAAGAAGUCUUCACGUCCAAAGACAUGCGAGUGAACCAUUCUUACAUCGCUGCUGAGAUACCAACUACCAGUUCUACGUUCACCAUUGGUGAUGGUCUGAAUUACCAUGGUUACAAUAACACACCAUUAGAACCCGGAUGUAACUAUAGAGUUUACGUGAGAGUCGUCGCAAAGAUAUCGAAUGAGAAAAGGGUUAUCAGCGACGCGCCAUUCGUAUCUUUUACAACGAAACCUGGUGUGCAAGGCCAUACACAAGGGCAUUCUGAUAAGAAUUCCAUUGAUCCAUUGGUGAUUGGUUUAGCCGUCCUUUUGGUGAUGUCCAUCGUCGCUCUGAUUGGUCAAAUUGUGUAUCAUGUGGUGACGAAGAGGAGAAAGAAAGAAAGGAAAACCGAUGACAAUCCCCAGAUCGAGAUCUCAGAUUUAGCGGGMGCACGCGACAAUACAGGAGAAACCUCUGACCAGCAACAAGAUUAUCCACCACAGCACAGAAAAACAAAUGCAGUCCGCAUGGCUGGUAAUGAUUCCAAUUACCAGUCUCUCGUUCCACAGAAAAGAUCCCAGCAACGUGUAGGUUUUGGUGAAGAAUCGGCCUACCAUAUCUCUAAUGUCGUCGUUAGACCGGGCAAACUCACUUCUUCCAUGGCCCACAUGGAAGAGCCGAUAUAUGAAAAUACCAAGAGUCUGAAUCCGAUGGGUCAUCACAGAGUCAUCAAGCAAUUGCAAUAACGACAAAUAAAAAAGAAGAUUCUCUAACUAAAUAUUCUCCAAAAAACUGAAACCUCAUCACCCGGACACCAAAGUGACAAUCGGACACGAACACAAGUGCAAUCACCUYCAUKUUGAAGUAUCAAAACUAAGUWUCCWKCAGUAGAGGUUUUCAUAACCUUGAUUUUUCCCAAAGCGAUUCGAUAGUCUUUUUACCAAUAGUAAAAUAUGUCCACCAUCUUGAAUUGUAUUGUUUUAAGUAUUGAUUUAGGAAGAUACUAUGGAAUGAUCAGGGAACUCUAAGCUAAUAAUUCAUA
This is a messenger RNA of Exaiptasia diaphana, 4266 nucleotides long. Its product is annotated as scavenger receptor cysteine-rich type 1 protein M130. Bases 17 to 3970 code for a protein of 1317 amino acids. Gene Ontology annotation, cellular component: membrane. The record is from RefSeq and is a predicted model, not a curated record. Lineage: Eukaryota; Metazoa; Cnidaria; Anthozoa; Actiniaria; Aiptasiidae. The transcript has 18 exons.